Molecule: messenger RNA, 1257 nt
Organism: Cylindrotheca closterium
Lineage: Eukaryota; Bacillariophyta; Bacillariophyceae; Bacillariales; Bacillariaceae
Source: the annotation of a GenBank genome assembly
AUGGCUGCUGUUAUCCAAUUUUGUAACUGGUGCAAAACCAAUCUCCUUAUUCAACCUGCCCUCACGCAACACAUGACUGACGUUGAAGGUCUUGACUCUGUUGACUCCUUUGGAGUCAACAGAACAACUUCUCAAGUUUGUGAAGACAUCAAAUCUAUGCGAAGAGCUCCAGAUCCCACCAAUGCAAAUGCAACUAUCAGAGUCACCACUCGCGAAUCGAUGACGAUUCAUUGUAUCUCCAAAUAUGGGAAGCUCCUCAUUUUGGUCCAAAGAACCCACACUCCAGCUCUUGGAACCAUCCCAAACCUUCUUUUUAUUGGUCAAUUCUAUGAUGAAAAUCCGGAUCUCAUGGAAGGGGACUCCUACCCACUUACUCCUCAUCCCCCAAAGUUCAACAAUCACGAUGGCCAAAUCAUGAUGGAAAACAUUGAGAGUUGGGCUCGUACUGCCUAUGGAUAUUGUGGAAUUCGCCUUGAUUACAUUUUCCUUGAGAAUUCUGAACUUCCAGUUGCUGGUGAUCCUGGAUUCCUCCAAGCCGAUGACGGCUCUCGCUCCAUCGAAGAAGAACUUGUCCAACGUGCUGCCCAUACUGGUGCUGUGUUCCGUCGCAACAACCAGAAUUUUGGUCGCCUUAUCGGAGCCUUCAACAACCUCGAGUUGAACGGUGAUCCAUGCUCGGAUGCAAAUAAGGUUGACGUACUUCUUGAGAAAACUGUUGGAGAUUCCUCACUCUCUUAUGGAAGAUCACAUAUUACUGGAGAUGCCGUUCUCCAAUCAAAUUUCCAAGGUGCCAUCGAUUAUCUCACAACACAAGUUUUAGCUGCCGGUAACAACAACACCCAGCGCCGCAAUCGACAACUUGCUGCUUUUACUCGUGGUGGUGGCGGAUGCGGUGGUGAUGGUAGAAGUGGAGGUCGUGGCCGAGGAAAUGGCGCCACAAACCGUCUGCAAUCAAAUGUACCAGAUCGCUUUAGCCGAAAUGGGAUACUACUAAAUGAUGGAGGUUAUUCAAAUCAAAUCUGGAGAGAGGAGUUUACACAAGAAGAAAGAAAUAUUUGUUUAGAAAUGCGUCACAACCGUUGCAAUGGUGGUGGUUGUGGCGGAAGAGGCCGUGAAGGCCGUGGUGGUCGUGGUCGUGGGAUCAGCGCUGUCCAUGAUGGACGGGCUGAUCAAGAAGAAACAAAAGAAGAAAGUAACAAUGAAAGUAACAAUGAUGGACGUGGGGCAGGUGCAGGAAUGAGUCGUCGCCGUCGUUGA